This is a messenger RNA of Spirodela intermedia, 3217 nucleotides long. Lineage: Eukaryota; Viridiplantae; Streptophyta; Magnoliopsida; Alismatales; Araceae. The record is from the annotation of a GenBank genome assembly.
AUGGCGGAAGACACGGUGACCUCGCGGUACGUGAAGCUGACCAAGGAUCAUGAUGCCCCGGCGGAGGAGAUUCGCCCUGGGGAGCUGAACCAGCCUGUGGAGGUCCCUCAGGUUGCCGGAUUUCUCUUUCUUGGAACCUUGAUCUCCUCGUCGUUUGUCUACGGCUGGAUUUCUGUGUUUCGUGGAUUUGUUUUUGCUCUCGUCUUCUCGCAACACCGAUUCCCAUGUGCUCGCGAUUUCACUGUUAUUGGAUCAUCGACGUGACUUUUUUUCUCCAGGGUGUCAGCUGAGAUUUGUAUCCGCCAGAUUUGUUGCACUUUCGCUAGCAUUUUUUGGUAAGCAUUUCUUAGCUUAUCACUGAGGCUGCGACCGCGAUUGUUUUCUUGGACAGUUGGCCGUUCACAAAUGCAACGAGUGUGGACAGCCCCUUCCGGAAAGCUACUCGCCUCCAGCUGAUGAGCCGUGGACUAGCGGGAUUUUCGGCUGUGCUGAAGACACUGAUAGUUGUAAGUGCCGACUAAUUGCGGUGACCGUCAGAUCUUCAUCUGAUAAAAACAAUUCGUUGGAAGAGUAGUAAAGCUUGCUUAUAAUUAGUCUUAAAAGAGUCUUUUGGCAUCGGAACAAGUGACCAGAAUCUCUGUUAGAAGAAAAACUAUCUUGAUGGGUUAAAAUAUACAUGCAGAGAACCUUAUAAAUGAUUUUGAUUGGGUCUGAUUCUCCGUGUGUUAGUGUCCGUGCACAUUUGAUACGGUUCGUUGCAUGUAAAAUUGAUUCCAUGUGAUUCAACCAAUGAUCCAUACAUUCUCUCUCUCUCUGUCUUCCCUGUCCCCAUUUCCCCCUACACCAGAAAGAAUUGACAAAUCCAUUCCCCUUUUGCACAGAAGAAAGCUUUCAGUGCUAGCAACCAUGUUUUAUUUAUACGCAGAACUUUUAUUUUGCACACUUCAUCUCUAAUAAGAUCAAAAUAAUAUAAUCCGGGGGAAUAAUCUUAUCCUUUCCGGAUAUUAUUUUCGGGCACAUGAUUUGGUCACGCACAAGCCCCACUUAGGCUUCAAUUUCGUUUGCAGCCAUUCAUUAGCUAUCCAUUUUCUGUGACGCUUCAAGGUCACUGAUCAACUUGAGGUCUUAUUUCAUGAUUGUCACUAAUUUCCGAUUUUUUCGUCGAUAUCAUUGAGGUCUGAUUGAUUUUCAUCACUAUCCAUGAUUUGGACUACGAAAUUUUAUAUCUAAUUAAUGGCUUCAGAGGCAUAGAGUAGGGAGGAAACUGGACUUGUGAAGUAGGACAUUGAUGUUUCCGGAAUUGAAAUUUUUAGACUGGAAAGCUGAUAUUCGGGAGCUUAAUCUGGCUGCCAAAUCAUAUCACGCUAUGAUAUUUGCCUCACGAUCUGUUGGUCUAUGGUAUAAAGACGUUUCAAUCGGGCUAGCUCCCUGUUCUGGGUCAAUAUAUGCAUCCUUAAGUCAAAAACAACAAAGAUAGAGCAGACUCUCGUGCCUGGUCAAGUUUAGGAGAAAGGAAAACAUGAAUAAGGGAAGAACCGGAUGGAAAGAAAGGAGACAAUGAUUAGGUUGUUUUGGACUUCAUCUCAGCUAUGAUUGGUGAGCCAGCGGAAGUUUAGUCACUAGGAAACAAAUUCUUCUCAUGUGAGCCAAUGUUUCUGUGAUCCCAAUGGUUUUUUGUUUUUGAGGAAGAGCUGAGAUACACCAGCAAUUCUAUCAUAGGCUAAAAAUUGUGCAUGCCCAGAAUAUUGUGGUGAAAAAUCUGGACUUAAAGUAGAAUAAGAAAGAAAACUCUGCUGUUCAAACAGACUUCCAGUCCUUGAUCGAGAUACAUGGUGUGUAUUUUUAUCAACGAUUUUUGAACAGUACAGCUGAUUAUUGAACCUUAACAUGUCAUCACGUAACCUUAUUUCCUCAUUCAUGUUACAUGCCUGAGGAACAGCAUCUACGAUUCUUGUGCCAAGUUGCAGGAGCACCCACCCACUUAUAUCUACACCUUCUCUCUCUCUCUCUCUCUCUCUCUCUCUCUCUCUCUCUCUCUAUCUCUCUAUCUCUAUCUCCUUGUUCGUCUGGAUUCCUGUUUCCAAGUCAGGAAGGGCCAUCUUGUUUGCUUUCAGAUUCAGACAAACCAUUGAAACAUUCUCGAUGCUCACUCGAUCUGGUUGUAUAUGCGCAUUGACGUUGAUAUUUUUUCUUUUUCUUUUCCUUCCCACAUUAAAGCCCAAUUGUUUCUUCCCGAUAGGUUGGACCGGGCUAUUCUGCCCGUGCGUGCUCUUUGGGCGGAACGUGGAGAGGAUGAAGGAAGACGUCCCUUGGACCGGGCCGUGCGUGUGCCACGCCAUCUUUGUUGAAGGCGGCAUGGCCCUCGCCGCCGUCACGGCCCUGAUACACGGCAUCGACCCCGGCACGUCGUUUCUCAUUGGCGAAGGCCUGUUGUUCACUUGGUGGAUGUGCGGCAUCUACACCGGACUGUUUCGGCAGUCCCUGCAGAAGAAGUACCAUCUCAAGGUAGUCUCCGCCAUUAAUUCUCUUCACCAUCCCCUAAUGCAUAUACAUAGAUAGAUUGAGAUAUAUAUAUAUUACAGGUUACUGUGUCUGACAUGAAUGCUUCCUGCUUAUCUGAUACAUUUUUUUGGAUUAUUUCUUCAGAUUCAUCCGUGUUUCUUGCCAUGCGAAUAUAGUAGAACAUAAGGUCUGAUUACAUUCUACUUGGGACUGGAGUCCCGAAGUCUGGAAUUAUCUUUUCUAAAUCCGUCCACGUUUUGACUCUGCCGAGUUGACUUCGCCAAUUCCAUGAGACAGGAUAUAGGUAGAUAUAUACAUACAUACAGACAGAAAUUGGAAUAUAAAUUACCCAUAUAAUAUUGAUGACUUUGACUUUUGGAGAGAUCUCUACAAAACUCUGAUAUGCUCCCCCCCCCCCCCUGCAUGGUUGACUUUCCCUCCUCUGCUGACUGUGCGCCGCCUUUCACCCCGUGCCCUGCAGAACUCGCCGUGCGACCCGUGCAUGGUCCACUGCUGCUUGCACUGGUGCGCCAUCUGCCAGGAGCACCGGGAGAUGCGCGGCCGGCUCUCCGACGACAUGAUCAUGCCCAUGACCGUCAUCAACCCUCCUGCCGUCCAGGAGAUGACCAGCGGCGGCACCGACGAGCCUUCCGCCGCCACCGAUAAGAGCUCCAACGAGGGCCAGCACGAGAACCUGGAGAUGCGGGCGUUGUAG